Diprion similis is the source of this 2883-nucleotide messenger RNA. RefSeq names its product pre-mRNA-processing factor 19 (gene Prp19). Gene Ontology annotation, molecular function: ubiquitin protein ligase activity; protein binding. Gene Ontology annotation, cellular component: cytoplasm; U2-type catalytic step 1 spliceosome; Prp19 complex. Bases 68 to 1582 code for a protein of 504 amino acids. Gene Ontology annotation, biological process: mRNA splicing, via spliceosome; protein ubiquitination; DNA repair. The transcript has 8 exons. Lineage: Eukaryota; Metazoa; Arthropoda; Insecta; Hymenoptera; Diprionidae. The record is from RefSeq and is a predicted model, not a curated record.
CAACAAGAAGACUUGGGACUCUGUGGACUCUGCUCACUGCUGAUCGCUGUAUUCAUAUGUCGUAAAUAUGGCGCUGUCUUGUGCGAUUUCCAACGAGGUCCCGGAGCACCCGGUAAUCUCUCCGGUUUCUGGUUCUAUUUUCGAAAAACGGCUUAUCGAAAAGUAUGUUGCGGAAAAUGGAGUGGAUCCUAUAAAUGGGAAAGAUCUUGCAGUUGAGCAGCUGAUUGAUGUAAAGGCUACGCCUAUCGUAAAGCCAAAACCACCGAGCGCAACAUCUAUUCCUGCAAUUUUAAAGAUUCUGCAAGAUGAGUGGGAUGCAGUAAUGUUACAUUCAUUUACUCAGAGACAACAGCUUCAGACGGCCAGGCAGGAGUUAUCCCAUGCUUUAUACCAGCACGAUGCAGCCUGCAGAGUUAUUGCUAGAUUGACGAAGGAAGUCACUGCAGCCAGAGAAGCACUGGCCACUCUUAAGCCACAAGCAGGCAUUACUCAAGCAACUGUUAUUCCACAACCGUCUGUUGCAGUGGAGGCUGGUGGUGCUGCAGCUCAACCAACUGAACAAGCUGGCAUCACCGAGGAUGUUAUUCAGAAAUUACAAGAACGAGCCACUGUUUUGACUCAAGAACGAAAAAGACGUGGACGUUCUAUACCGGAAGAUCUUUUACCACAAGAAAGCAUCAGGGCAUUCCAAACACUUGCUUCACACCCGGGAUUACAUUCCGCAAGCGUGCCAGGAAUAUUGGCACUUGAUAUACAUGGGGCAGACACCAGCAAAAUCCUAACCGGCGGCGCAGACAAAAAUGCAACAGUUUUCAAUAAGGACACUGAACAAGUAGUUGCUAUUCUUAAAGGACACACCAAAAAGGUCACACGAGUUAUCUACCAUCCAGAAGAAGAUGUGGUUAUGACUGCAUCACCUGAUACGACAAUUCGUGUUUGGAAUGUGGGAACAAGCCAAACGACUCUUUUAUUGAGGGCUCAUGAUGCACCUGUAACUGGCCUAUCCCUUCACCCUACAGGAGAUUAUUUGUUGAGCUCAUCUCUCGAUCAGCACUGGGCUUUUUCGGAUAUACGUACUGGUAGACUACUGACAAAGGUAGCUGGGCAAUCUGGACAGCCUUUGACAACAGCCCAAUUCCAUCCAGAUGGGCUCAUCUUUGGUACAGGAACAGCUGAUUCUCAAGUUAAGAUUUGGGAUUUGAAAGAGCAGUCAAACGUGGCUAAUUUCCCUGGUCAUUCUGGUCCAAUUACCGCUAUUAGCUUUUCCGAAAACGGAUAUUACUUGGCGACAGCCGCAGAAGACUCUUGUGUCAAACUUUGGGAUUUGCGAAAGCUUAAAAAUUUCAAGACACUUCAAUUAGACGACUCUUAUGAGGUGAAAGAUAUUUGUUUUGAUCAAAGUGGUACAUACCUUGCUGUGGCCGGAUCCGACAUCAGAAUUUAUUUGUGUAAGCAAUGGCAAGAACUAAAGGUACUGAACGAUCAUACGGCGACGGCUACAGGUGUUCGUUUUGGAAAGCAUGCGCAGUAUAUUGCUUCUACCAGUAUGGAUCGAACAUUAAAGCUCUAUGGAUUACCUUAAGCCUCAACAAGUAUCUAUUUAAUAACACGAAAAUAAAUUAUAUAAUUUCAAUUCAAAAUGGCAAAGUUGGUCAUUGUUUCUUUAGAAGAUACCAAUUUUUACUGAUAUUAUAGUGUUCUUAUAUUUUUUGACCUACUCAAUUAUCCAUAUUUCACUGCGUAUAUUGUUGGUACUUACUAUCAAUAUUACUGAUGAAAUAAGGGAAGGCAAUGCGUAGUUAUGAGUCUGAUCACUUAUAGAAGAUUCAAAGUUAUGCGUAAGUUGCCUUUUCAUAACAUAGUUAUCUUUUGUCAUGUUUAUAUCAAGAUACACUUACAGUACUACAAGGUGAUAAGUUUUGAUUUUCCCAUCCAUCUAAGAUUGAAGUUCGAAUUUUUUAAAUAUUUUAGCAAAUGAAUUAAACUCAUUUAUUUGGACAGAUGAAGAUUUUACACACUGUAACUUCAAACCCUGUUACAAUAUCAAUGAUAGAUGCUAAUGUUUUGAUUGAGAAGUCAAACUUUCAUUCAGAUUUUUUAAAUGGCUGGCCCCUAUCAAAAUGAUCAACCUCAAAGUGUUAUUGUUUAAAAAGCAUGUGAAUUUAAACUGAUCAUCUGGAUUCAGCUCCAAUUGCCAGGAUUAUUUGUAUUACAGUAUUUGGAAAAAUUUCUGCAAUUAAAAUCAAAACUUACGGCCGAAAUAAAGAUGUACUCUAAACUUAAUAUUAAUUAAAUUUCGAUAUCUGGUUUGUGAAGUUUUCUCAACUAGUAUUUUUACAAAAGUUUAGAAUCGGAACUGAGACUCAUCUCAAAAUAUCCAUAAAACCUUAGGCCAGCAAAAUACUAUGAAGUUUGACUAAUAAAAUUUUUGUACAAUUAUUUUGCGAUAAUAAUCAGAUAAAUGCCUUGUAAGAAAAAGGCCAGGAAAGUAUUAAGACAAGUUUUAAUGUCUUCUACAUUUAAAAGUGUUUAGCUGGUAUUCUGAAUCUGCAUCUUGACGAAAUUGUGAUCGAUGUGAUCACUGAUUCUAUUUCCACACAUAUUAUGAUUCUGCUGACUGGUAUAACAACCAUACUAAUUUUAUAACAUCAAUAAUUAAUUUAUGAAUCAUCUGUUCGUGAAAAUUCAUCAAGAGGAUAUCGUAAUAAAAGUUAUGCCGACUCGUCAAACUCUGAACAAUGGAAAUAUACAUCACCCAACUAUGGGUAAUGUAGCCUGUGUUUCAAAUAGUUGUAAUAAAUAUUUUAUAUAACAACUCAAUAACACUGCUUUCCGUGCAUCAUGAUUCCUACUGUUUAUGGACAGAUUUGGGGGGUGACACAA